This is a messenger RNA of Aureobasidium musti, 738 nucleotides long. NCBI's taxonomy places the organism in Eukaryota, Fungi, Ascomycota, Dothideomycetes, Dothideales, Saccotheciaceae. The record is from the annotation of a GenBank genome assembly.
GGCGGCGGUAUACGGGGUCUCGUAUCUCUUCUUAUUCUCCAACGGAUCCUAGAAUUCAUACGAGAUGAGGAGCGUGGGUGCGACACAAGAAUGGUUGAAGCAGGCCAUCGAGCGCCACGUACCGACGGACGGGACAACACCGAAAUGCCGCUUGCUUGUCACUACUUCAGCUUCAUGUUUGGCACGAGCACUGGAGGGAUCAUCGCCAUCAUGCUCGGUCGACUUCGCAUGGGCAUCAACGAUUGUAUCGACACUUACCGCAACCUCGGCCGCGAGAUCUUCGAAAAAAGACAGCCGUUCCAUUUCUUGGGUCAGAAUAAGUAUGAUUGCACGAAGCUUGAGCGAAUCAUCAAAGAUGUUGUACAGAGGCAUAGUGGAAGCACAGAUGCCCUGAUUGCAGACUCCAACGUAUUGAACAAGUCGCAUCACAACAAACAGGAUCGAGCGCAAAAUCGAUGCAUACCGUGUCGCGUACGCGCACUGAAGAAGAUGACCGACCCAGAACCGGUGCAUCAAGACCUACAAAGAGCCUUGGACCCAAGUGUAUAUUACCGCUUCAACGUCGAGGAGGACCUCAAGAAAAUGAAGCUCGACGAAUGUAUCGUCAAGGGCGAAGACAAUAUCACCUUCAGCAGAAUAGAAAGCGCAGUCAGGAACUACUUCAACGAUGGAGGCGUUCGGGACAGCGCACAGUUUCUCGCUAAACAGCUUGUUAAAUCGAAGAGGCUCGUUGCCUGA